AAUCAUAUCCCCCCCACACAUUCAGAAGAAAAUCAUCAUAUACUUGAAGAGGAAAAGAAAAGAGUUCUGAAAAUGGCACAAAAAGCUUAUGAAGAUUUUAUACCUAAAAGUGAGGUUUUAGGAGAGACAGAUGCUACUGCCCCUACAGUCAUUAAUAUUUAUUUGCCAGGUUUCAAGAGGGAAGACUUAAAGGUUUCACUUGGUCAACCAGCCAAACCAAGGAGAUUGAUGAUGACAGGAGUAACACCUAUAGGGGGUGGUAAAAAAUGGCUCAGGUUUAUAAAAGAGUUCCCAAUUUCACCAGAUUGCGACACGGGCAAGAUUUCGGCGAAAUUUGACAAAGAAAUUCUGAGCAUCACACUACCAAAGAAGACCGCUAGCGUGCAAAAACCCGAUGAAACGAAGGAGAAUAAAGAGAGUGGUCAAGGGCAGCAGGCAAAAGGACAAACAGACACUACUAAUAGCUCCCAGCAAACCACAAAGGGUGUUGAUCCUCUUGAACAUAAACCCGAUCAUGAUCAAAACCCAACCAAUGGCUCUGUUCAAGACACAAAGAACAAGAAAACUGAAGAACCCGCGGCUCCCCAAGUGAAAGGAAAGGCUGGCAUUUCAGAAGAGGAGCCGAAACCGGAAGAGUCAAAAGGACAAACCAACACUACUUCCCAGGCAAGCGCAAAGGUUGUUGCUCAUCCAGAGACAAGGGAAGAGGAGAGCUCUGAGGUUGGUCAAGGAGGGUCAGCUUCUGAGCCUCCUCCUCCAAAGCCUCAAGAGACAAACAAGAAAGCUGAAGAGCAGAAAAGUGGUGAACCCGCAAGUCCCCAAGUAAAUGGAGAGGUUUCAAAAGAGGUGCCGAAACAAGAAGAGCCAAAGAGCCAUGUACAACAGGCAAAACAACUUAAUGAAGUGAAUGGUGCAAAGAGUGAAACUACUACCGAUGGCAAUGAGAAAGAAGAAGGGGAUACCAAAAAUGCAGUCAAGAGGAAGGGCUAUGAGUGUACCUUUGCCGAAACGAAGCUGAGGAAGCGCGUGAAAAUGUUGAAUUUGGCUCUGGCGGUUUUGGCUGGCAUUGGCAUUGGACUGUAUGUUAAGAACAUGAUUAGAUCCUAUGGUGGGGAGGCUGAUGAGUGAAUAUCCUGUUAGCCUUGGUUUGCUGAAUCUAAGGCGUGGACAAAACGAGUAACAUAUCCUGCACAACUAGAAUUGUGAAUCACACAACUUACAUGCGAUUGAUUUUAUAUUUAUUGAAUGUAAUGUAAUAACAUGCAUUUAAAAAAAAUAACAACAUUAAGGUAAUUGCAUGGAUGGAAGCACUUAAGGCAUUUAUUUCUCAACACUUGAAAAAUGAUUGUGUCAUUACAGAUGAGUAUCUUCAUUUUAAGAGCACACAGUUCAAUAUUCUUAAUUUUAAGUUUUUUUGUAAAAUUUGUAAUAAAUAGGACUAAAACAU
This is a messenger RNA of Cuscuta campestris, 1447 nucleotides long. The record is from the annotation of a GenBank genome assembly. NCBI's taxonomy places the organism in Eukaryota, Viridiplantae, Streptophyta, Magnoliopsida, Solanales, Convolvulaceae.